This is a messenger RNA of Equus quagga, 2670 nucleotides long. RefSeq names its product dpy-19 like 4 (gene DPY19L4). Gene Ontology annotation, cellular component: nuclear inner membrane. The coding region runs from base 110 to 2275 and encodes 721 amino acids. The transcript is spliced from 19 exons. NCBI's taxonomy places the organism in Eukaryota, Metazoa, Chordata, Mammalia, Perissodactyla, Equidae. Gene Ontology annotation, molecular function: mannosyltransferase activity. The record is from RefSeq and is a predicted model, not a curated record.
GCGGCGGCCAGGAACGGGCCUGGGGCAGCGGAGGGGUUCCGCAUCGCGGAGGGCAGGAGACUCCGGGCCGCUGGGCAGCGGGAGGGGCGACCCGGCCUCCGCGGAGACCAUGGCGGAGGAAGAAGGAGCAGUUAUAGAACUACGCCAAAGAAAAAAGCCAAAGUCUUCAGAAAAUAAAGAAUCUGCCAAAGAAGAGAAAAUCAAUGACACUCCAAUUCCUGAAAGAGCUCCAAAAUAUGUAUUAUUUCAGCGCUUUGCAAAGAUUUUCAUUGGCUGUCUUGCAGCAGUUACUAGUGGUAUGAUGUAUGCUCUCUAUUUAUCAGCUUACCAUGAACGGAAAUUCUGGUUUUCCAACAGGCAGGAGCUGGAACGGGAAAUCACAUUUCAAGGUGACAGUGCCAUUUAUUACUCUUAUUAUAAAGAUAUGUUAAAGGCACCUUCGUUUGAAAGAGGUGUUUAUGAACUGACACACAAUAACAAAACUGUAUCUCUGAAGACUAUAAAUGCAGUGCAGCAAAUGUCUCUCUAUCCAGAACUUAUUGCCAGCGUUUUGUAUCAAGCAACUGGUAGCAAUGAGAUUAUUGAGCCAGUGUAUUUCUAUAUUGGCAUUGUUUUUGGAUUGCAAGGAAUAUAUGUUACUGCUUUAUUUGUUACAAGUUGGCUUAUGAGUGGAACAUGGCUAGCAGGAAUGCUAACGUUUGCAUGGUUCAUUAUUAACAGGGUAGAUACAACAAGAAUUGAAUACUCCAUUCCUUUAAGAGAAAACUGGGCACUACCAUAUUUUGCAUGUCAAGUUGCUGCACUUACAGGCUAUUUAAAAAGCAACUUAAAUACUUAUGGAGAGAGGUUUUGCUACUUAUUGAUGAGUGCCUCAACUUACACCUUUAUGAUGAUGUGGGAAUACAGCCACUAUCUCUUGUUUCUUCAAGCAAUAUCUCUAUUCCUGCUGGAUAGUUUUUCACUAGAGCAAAGUGACAAGGUUCAUGAAGUUUAUAAAAUCUAUAUAUUUUCUCUCUUUCUGGGAUAUUUACUGCAGUUUGAGAACUCAGCAUUGUUGGUGUCCCCUUUGUUAAGUUUAGUGGUAGCCUUAAUGCUUGCUAAGUGCCUUCAGGUGAAGAAAGGAACUUUUAUAGCUAAAAUAAUGAAAGUGAUUAAUUUUUACUUGGUGUGUACUUUAACAGUGACAUUGAAUAUUAUAAUGAAGAUGUUUGUCCCACACAAAGAACAUGGGCAUAUGCUGAAAUUCCUUGAAGUAAAAUUUGGACUAAAUAUGACUAAGAACUUUACGAUGAACUGGCUCCUGUGUCAAGAAUCUCUGCAGGCGCCGUCUCGAGCUUUCUUUUUGCGGCUGACACAGUCCUCUGUGCUACCUUUCUAUACUUUAGUGUUAAUCAUUUGUUUUUUUUCUAUGCUACAAGUUAUUUUUAGGAGAAUUAAUGGUAAGUCCCUGAAAGAAACUGUUACUCUCGAAGAUGGACGAAUUGGAGAAAGGCCAGAAAUAAUUUAUCACGUGAUUCACACUAUUUUAUUGGGCUCUCUUGCAAUGGUUAUAGAAGGCUUGAAAUACCUCUGGACUCCAUACGUGUGCAUGUUGGCAGCAUUUGGUGUAUGUUCUCCUGAACUUUGGAUGACACUUUUCAAGUGGCUUCGAUUACGAACUGUACACCCAGUGUUAUUGGCUCUUAUUUUGAGCAUGGCUGUGCCCACUAUAAUAGGUCUCAGCUUAUGGAAAGAGUUUUUUCCAAGAUUAAUGACAGAAUUAACGGAACUACAAGAAUUUUAUGACCCAGAUACAGUGGAACUUAUGACCUGGAUAAAAAGGCAAGCUCCGGUUGCAGCUGUGUUUGCAGGGAGUCCACAGUUAAUGGGUGCAAUUAAAUUAUGCACUGGAUGGAUGGUAACAAGCUUGCCUCUUUACAAUGAUGACGAUCUUCUCAAGAGAAAUGAAAAUAUCUAUCAAAUCUAUUCAAAACGAUCUGCUGAGGAUAUUUAUAAAAUACUGACAUCCUACAAGACUAAUUACCUAAUUGUAGAGGAUGCUAUCUGCAAUGAGGUGGGAACCACGAGAGGCUGUAGGGUUAAAGAUUUAUUAGACAUUGCAAAUGGCCACGUGGUUUGUGAAGAAGGUGACAAGUUAACCUACUCAAAAUAUGGGCGAUUUUGUCAUGAGGUCAAAAUUAACUAUUCUCCAUAUGUGAAUUAUUUCACUAGAGUAUAUUGGAACAGGUCUUAUUUUGUAUAUAAAAUCAACACUGUGAUAUCCUUUCAGUCUUGAAAAACAGCAGAGUCUUCAUUUCGAAGACUCAUACCACCUGCAGCAAAAUGCGAUUUUCUUCAACCUCUGUGGCAUCUUUGGAAAUCAGAGUAUAGACAUUUGAAAUGUUACUGCUGCUUUUCUCCUGCUCUUAACUGGAUCCAGAGUUCUGUGAGGAACAGAAGAGCGAGCAUCACUGUCCUUUGGUAAAGUGUCAAAUCUACCACUCUGCAGUAGUCCAGCUGGGUGUUUUCCUUAUUGUUACGUGGUCUGUCAAGAUUUUACCUUCUAAACCAUUGUAAAAUUUUCCUCAUAAAUCUUCAUUCUGUCAGAACAUUUAUCUUGAAUUUGAAUAUGUUCAAGGUCAGAGUAUAUCUCUUAAACAUAGCAUUUAAUAAAUUCUUAAUGUGAUAUAA